Messenger RNA from Carassius carassius (crucian carp), 1036 nucleotides. Its product is annotated as GTPase IMAP family member 9. Lineage: Eukaryota; Metazoa; Chordata; Actinopteri; Cypriniformes; Cyprinidae. The record is from RefSeq and is a predicted model, not a curated record. The transcript is spliced from 3 exons. Gene Ontology annotation, molecular function: GTP binding. The coding region runs from base 1 to 1014 and encodes 337 amino acids.
AUGGUGUUGGUGGCCAACAAACUCACCACACCUGAACCCCAUAGAGAAUCUAUAGAGAUAAUUAAAACAUUACGCUGCCUAAGAAAUAAGUUCCAUGAGGUGUCUUUGUGCAAAAACACUGCCUGCAAAGCCAUUGCCUCAUAUGGCAGCAAGGCAGCAAGUCAGCUGCCUAGUUUCCAGCAGGUGUGUUCCCACCACAGGAACCAGGAUCUAGAGUUCCGGGGGACUCAGAAGAGCAGUGAUGAAAUAAGAAUUGUGCUGGUUGGAAAGACUGGAGUAGGAAAGAGUGCAGCAGCAAAUACCAUCCUGGGAGAAAACAAGUUUAAUUCAGAUCUGUCCUCCUCCUCUGUGACCAUAGACUGUGAUAAAGCCAAAGGAGAAGUCAGUGGGCAAAAGGGUGCCGUUAUUGACACUCCAGGCUUGUUUGACACAAAAGAGGAACAAACUUUGAUUGAGGCAAAGAUUAAACUAUGCAUAUCGCUCUCUGCGCCAGGCCCUCAUGUUUUUCUCGUGGUUGUGCAGCUUGGGAGAUUUACAGCAGAGGAAAAAAGUACUGUGGAGCAAAUUCAGAAAAUAUUUGGUGAUCAAGCAUCAAAAUACACCAUGGUACUGUUCACUCAUGGAGACAAGCUGAAGCGUGUACAGAAAAGCAUUCAUAGGUUUGUUAAAGACAGUGCUGAUCUGCUUGACUUUGUCCAGGCUACAAGUGGCCGAUACCAUGUUUUUGACAAUGAAGAUAAGGAUCCAAACCAGGUCAACAUGCUGUUUGAACAAAUAAAGCAGCUUAUGACUGUAAAUGGUGAAGAGUAUUACACUAAUGAAAUGCUUCAGGCAGCUGAGAGAGCAAUAGAAGAAGAAAAAGAAAGGCUUAUGCUGCAACAACAAAUGACUGAACAGGAAGCAAGAUACAGAGCAGAAAGAAACAAUACUUUUGUGAAAGCCGGUGUGGUAUUGGUAGGAGGUGCUGCUGCUGCUGCUGCGGCUGUUACUGUUAAAGCCUGCCAACUUCAAUGAGAACAUUUCUCUGAUUGGUUAA